AUGUUGCAGCGACUAUUACGGCCGCAGAGCGGUCUGGCAGCCAUUUCCAAAAAACCCUCGACCGGUCUCCCUCGCUUCCAGUAUCGCAGCCUCCAUCACGUUCCCCAAUUGACGCACGAGCGGAUUUUCAAAGAGCAUGGCAUUUCGGAAUUCAUGUCCCCCGAGGGAUUCGAUUUCGCCUGGACGCAGUAUCAAAGUCUGAUGGUGGAGAAGUUGAAUUUGAUGACACAAGAUACGGCCGAUGCGGAUCUUGAUACCCUCGCCCUCGUCAAAAAAUACGCAAAACGGCGCGAAACCGCCCAUCUCUUCAAUUAUGCCUCCAUGGCUCAUAAUAAUCAUUUCUUCUUCCACCGUCUUUCCCCCGUCAAAGUCCCAUUGCCCGAGAAAUUGUCCUCCGAUAUGAGUGACAGUGCCUCUUCACCAGAGUCUCUAAAACAGGACUUUCUGGCGGCCGCCAGCGCCCAAUUCGGACCUGGCUUUGUGUGGCUUGUGACCCAAAACCAAACCGGCUUGCUGAGGAUUCUCUCCACCUAUAACGCUGGAACUCCUUACCCUGAGGCCUUUGCCCGGCAGCAGGGAGUCGAUAUGAACACCGAGCCGGCCGCUCCCGCGUCGCAAAAAUUUAUUAGCUUCCUCGGUCUUCCCAUGUCCGGGGAAGGCAAUGCAGACCUCGCCCCGGGGGCGAUCUCAUUGACCCCACUACUUUGCGUUAACACCUGGGAACAUGCUUGGAUGAUGGAUUACGGCAUCAACGGAAAAGAUGAAUAUCUCGAGCGAUGGUGGGAUAGGGUAGACUGGAAUGCCGUGGAAGAUGCACACAAAGCUACGCGGGGAUACGGCGUGAAUGUGAACAAACGUCCUUUGUCGUACGCGAUUUAA
Molecule: messenger RNA, 879 nt
Organism: Talaromyces atroroseus
Lineage: Eukaryota; Fungi; Ascomycota; Eurotiomycetes; Eurotiales; Trichocomaceae
Exons: 4
Coding region: 1-879 (292 amino acids)
Biological process (GO): superoxide metabolic process
Molecular function (GO): metal ion binding; superoxide dismutase activity
Source: RefSeq, a predicted model, not a curated record